UAAUAACAACAUGGAUACUAAUUAUUCUGAUUACAUCACACCAGCAAGCUAUGAUUAUUACGGUACGGGAACACAAUCGAAGAAGUCUAAAUAUGUUUAUUAUAUAAACGAGUUGCAUGGUAAAGAGAUCAAACAAAUGAUAACCUAUUACGAUAGUCUCUCUGAAGACUUAAUUAAAAAGGACUCUGUUGUGCAUAUUUACAUUGUUCUCCGACAAGAAAGAAAAUACUGUGGCAUGCGUUUCUUUGCUGAGAUCCGUAAACCAGAUUCCAGUGAGAGAUUCGGGUUCACACGAGAUAUUGAAGUCAUAGCAUCUAAUGAAACCGGAGAGGGGAAUAUGAAUAGUAAUAAUAAACCAAGCAAUAUCUUACCAAUGGCAUUGCUUACUCUCUCGGAUACCCUCGAGUCCAUUGAAACCAAUCCUCUUUUAGAAAGAUACGGGGAAACAAAUGUUACUGG
Racocetra persica is the source of this 459-nucleotide messenger RNA. NCBI's taxonomy places the organism in Eukaryota, Fungi, Glomeromycota, Glomeromycetes, Diversisporales, Gigasporaceae. The record is from the annotation of a GenBank genome assembly.